AUGCCUGAUACUGGAAGGGAAUGUAUGUGCUGCGAAAGAUCGAACGAUGCGGAAGAUAUGGUGUGCUGUGAUGGUUGUGGACUGUGGGCGCACUAUAGCUGCGUAGGAGUUGAUGCCACUAUAAAAAAGCAACCAUGGAAAUGUUCUUCGUGCACAAACCAGCUGCAGGUCCCUAAACCUACGAAAUCGGGUUUAAGGAGUAAUGCUGGUUCUGGGAAAGCUUCGUCUAAAACCUCUACGAAAACUGAUGCCACACUCGUUGAAUCUUUUAAGCAACUCGAAAAAGAGCACAAGGAAAAGGAGAAAGCGUUAGAAGAAGAGCGACAAUUACGCGAAAAGCUUCUUGAAAUGGAAAGAAGUCUCCGAAUUAAGCAGAUGGCUCAAGAAAAAGAAUUACGGCAAAAGGAAUUAGAUCUUGAGCGGGAGAUGAAAGAGCGUCAAUUGGAACAGGACCGAGAAUAUAUGGAAAAGCGUUUAGCCAAGCAGAAAGAGUUCCAAAAACGGCGCGAAAGUUACAAUAUGUGUCUGAAACAGUACGAAGAAGAUGAAGAAGGAGCGGUCGGAGGUGUUGGAUCUGAUUCCCACGGGAAAGUAGAAGAUUGGUUGCGUUACCAGAAACCAGAACAUUCUGGUAAAGUUUCUGCGAUGGAACAAGAUGCCAAAAAUCUUUCCAGUUCAUUGCUACACGAUUUGCACAAUCUGCAGAUGAGUUCCGGCGGUAACGGUGGUAAGCAGUUGGUGGAAAUGACCCCAGAAGAAAGUAGGCUAGUUGAUCAUUUACUGGAAAACCACGUCCGGAACGGGUCGGGGCCAACUUCCAAAGGGCCUACCCAAGGGCAGUUGGCUGCUCGUCAAUCGUGUUCGAAGCAAUUACCCAUUUUCAAAGGCGAAGCUGAGCUAUGGCCGAUAUUUAUCAGUAGCUACGAGAGCACUACUAAAGCGUGCGGCUUUACAAAUUUAGAUAAUUUGAAGCGAUUGCAAGACUGCCUCCAAGGUGAUGCUCUUGAAGCGGUUCGGAGCAGGUUGAUACUUCCCGAAUUGGUACCAAGUGUGAUCCAAGAUUUGCGUGACCUGUUCGGAAAGCCUGAAACGCUGCUGAAGGUACUCAUAUUAAAACUUCGCCAGGCGCGGCCCCCUAGAAUGGAUCGUCUGGAUACAUUUAUACACUUUGGAAUGACUGUUAAACAGUUAUGCGACCAUUUAGAAGCAGCGAACUUUAAGGACCAUUUAAACAACCCAAUGCUAGUUGAAGAAUGCGUCGAUAAAUUGCCGCAAAACUAUCAAAUAGAAUGGAUCCGCCUAAAGCGCGAACAGCGGGGUCAAGGAUUUCGAUUUUUCGCUGACUUUAUGAAUAGCAUCGUCGCUGACGUUUGUGAACUAAACCAGCUCUCAUCGAUCAAAUUGAUUGAUUCUUCGUCCCGUUUUGGAAAAGAUAAACAGAAGAAGAAAGAAUAUUUCCACCUACACAACGAUUUGCCAAGCAGACCUGAUGUAUCACAUAAUGCAAAGGUUAGUACACAAAAUGAAAAACCGUGUUUUGAUUGUCGACGGACGGAUCACAAAAUCAGGUACUGCGAAGACUUUAAAAAACGCAGUGUCUCCGAACGAUUUCGAAUAGUCGAAAAGAAUAAACUUUGCCGUAUCUGUUUGAAUAACCACGGGAAAAGUCGAUGCAACUUUCGGCUGCGUUGCAAUGUAGGUAACUGUGGUGGCGAUCAUCACUCCCUUCUUCAUAGAGCCGAAGAAAUCGUACAACUACACGAAAUAUCGUGUAAUGCCGAACGAAAUACGAACCGAUCCGUUAUAUUCCGAAUGAUGACUGUAACUCUGUACGCAGGCAGUAAGUCGAUGCGAGUCUUAGCGUUCUUCGAUGAAGGCUCUUCGGGAACACUUAUCGAGGACUCGAUCAUCAAGAAGCUAGCAAUCGAUGGCGAGCCAGAACCGCUGAUCGUGACCUGGACAGGAAACAUCAAGAGGUAUGAGAAUUCUUCCAAACGAGUAAGCAUGAUGAUUUCUUCUUGUAACUCGGAUGAGAAAUUUUUGCUAGAAGACGCUCGCACAGUCGCUGAGUUGGUUUUGCCCCGACAAGGUGUUAAGAGCGAGGAAAUAAAAAGGCAAUUUAAAUAUUUAGAAAAAGUCCCGAUAUCUGAUUAUUCCCCUAGUGAACCAAAGUUAAUGAUUGGUCUCAAUAAUUUACACCUUUUUGCACCAAUCGAAUCACGCAUCGGUCAACAAGGCGAACCGAUUUGCGUACGAUCCAAGCUGGGAUGGUCUGUAUACGGACCGAGAAAUCUGACCACUAACGUUAUGGUAAAUAUUCACACGAUGCAACCAAUGAGUAAUGAACAGUUACAUGACGCGAUGCGGAACCAAUACUUUGUGGAAGAAUCCGCACCAACAGCAGGGUUACCAGAGUCUGAUGAAAAUCGAAGGGCGAGAGAGCUGAUGCAGGCAACCACGGUUCGCGUGGGAGACAGUUUCGAAACUGGUCUCUUAUGGCGUGAUGACGGACCACAUAAUUUUCCUGAUUCCUACCCUAUGGCUAUGCGACGCCUGACGUCGCUCGAAAGAAAAUUGAAUAAGGAUCCAGCUCUAAAAAGAAAAGUUGAUCAGCAAAUUGAAGAGUACCAGUUGAAGAAUUACGCUCAUAAGGCAGCACCAAAUGAGCUUUUGGAAGCAGAAAUAACAUCGACAUGGUACUUGCCUCUGAAUGUAGUGCUAAAUCCUCGCAAGCCUGGCAAGGUACGACUCGUGUGGGAUGCGGCGGCGGCUGUAAACGGCACGUCGCUGAAUUCCAAAUUAUUAAAAGGGCCCGAUUUGUUAGCCUCUCUCCCAGCGGUAAUUCAGCGUUUUCGCCAGAAGCUUAUCGGAUUCGGCGGAGAUAUCAAAGAGAUGUAUCAUCAGAUCAGAAUAAGAUCUGAUGAUAAACAAGCUCAGAGGUUCCUAUAUCGUUUUAACCAAGCUGAACCUCCUACAGUAUACAUCAUGGAUGUUGCGACGUUUGGGUCGACGUGCUCGCCCAGUUCGGCGCAGUUUAUCAAAAACUUAAAUGCGUCGGAGUUUGCAACCGAAUACCCGGACGCAGUGAAGGCGAUUGUCGAGAACCACUAUGUCGACGACUAUUUCGAUAGUGUCGACUCCACCGAAGAAGCCGUUCAGCGAGCCCGAGAAGUGAGAAUGAUUCACUUGCGAGGAGGUUUCCAGAUUAGAAAUUGGGUUUCCAAUUCUCAGUUGUUUUUGGAAAAUAUAGGCGAAACGUCCACGAACGACAGCGUACUUUUUCGUGAAAAUAAGAACACAGAUACUGAGCGUGUUCUUGGAAUCAGCUGGGAUCCCAAAGCGGAUUUUUUCUAUUUUUCUACAACACCUCGUCUUGGAUACGAAGCAGUGCUUUCGGGAGUUGAAAGGCCAUCGAAACGGAGUGUCCUCAGUUGUGUCAUGGCUAUGUUUGACCCACUGGGAUUGCUUGCUAUCUUCACUGUGCAUGGCAAGAUUAUUAUGCAGGAUCUCUGGAGGACUGGCUGCGGAUGGGAUGAUCCAAUCGAUGACGAGUCGUUUGAAAAGUGGAAACGAUGGACCGAACUACUGCCAGCAGUAGGGCAGGUGCGAAUCCAGAGGAGUUAUUUCGGAUCAGCUCUCUCGAAGCAGAUUGAAAGUUUACAACUUCACGUUUUUACUGACGCGAGUGAACAAGCUUACGGUUGUGUAGCAUAUUUUCGGGUAGUAGUAGAGGGCAAGGUGCAUUGUUCUUUGGUAAUGAGUAGGAGCAAAGUAGCCCCAUUGGCUUUAUUGAGUAUUCCGAGAUUAGAGCUAGAAGCUGCAGUGCUGGGAGCUCGGAUGAUACACACCGUUCGAAAUAAUCACAGUAUCGAAAUACCUCAAGCCUUUGUCUGGACCGAUUCCCAGACUGUUUUAUCCUGGAUCCGAUCGGACCAUCGCCGCUAUAAACAGUUUGUUGGUUUCCGGAUUGGAGAGAUUUUAAAGUUGACUUCGCCGUCGGAUUGGAGAUGGGUUCCGACGAAGUUAAAUGAAGCAGAUAGAUUGACGAAAUGGCGUAGCGAUUCUGGGCUCCACUCCAAUAGUGCUUGGUUCAAGGGGCCAGAAAUUUUGUAUCGAGCUGAACAUCUCUGGCCGGCGCAGCGAAAUCAGAACGACAUACCAACAAGCGCAGAUGAUGAGUUACGGGCACAAUUUUUAUUCCACGACGUGUUCAUAUCUCAGGCUUUAAUUGAUGUUCAGCGGUUUUCGAAAUGGAACAUACUUGUUCGAACUGUGGCGGUUGUACAUCGUUUCAUUUCAAAUUGCCGAAAAAAGGUCAAAGGAAUGCCAAUCGAAACUUUGAAAGCUACAGAGCGCCAAGAAAAAUUGUUAAAACCGCUAUCCUGUACAGUGAAACGUGUUCCCUUGAAGCAAGAAGAAUUUCAAGCAGCUGAAACUUAUCUAUUCCGAAUGGCGCAAGCUGAUAUCUAUGCAGAUGAAUUGAAGAUUCUGAAGAAAAAUCAAGAUCGGCCUUCCAAUCAAUGGAUCAAAUUCGAAAAAUCCAGUCCAUUGUACAAAUUAACUCCUUUAAUCGAUGAUAAUGGUAUUAUACGUAUGGAAGGACGUACGGAGCGCGCCAGUUUUCUACCGUUUGACCUGCGUUUUCCAAUCAUUCUUCCAAAGCAACACCCAGUAACGACGAAAAUUGUCCAUCACUAUCACGACAAGUUCGGACAUGGAAAUAGAGAGACGGUUAAAAACGAAUUGAAGCAGAGAUUUGCCAUCGCGAGUAUUGGUGUAGUGGUUAAGAAAGCAGCAUCUGCGUGUCAGUGGUGUAAGGUUCGCCGGUGCAAGCCGAAUAUCCCUCGAAUGGCAGCUUUAUCAGUUCAGCGUUUGAUUCCAUACCAUCGCCCGUUCAGCUACACUGGGAUCGAUUAUUUGGGUCCGAUCGAGGUAACCGUUGGUCGUCGUCGUGAAAAGCGAUGGGUCGUAGUCUUCACUUGUUUUGUGACCCGAGCAAUUCACCUAGAAGUGUCGUAUAAUCUGACAACGCAGUCCUGUUUAAUGGCAAUCCGCCGUUUCACUUGUCGACGUGGUCCACCGUUGGAAUUUUUUUCCGACAAUGGGACAAAUUUGAAAGCAGCAAGCAAAGUGGUUACAGCACAAAUUCGCAGCAUAGAUGAAGAUUGUGCAGAAGAGUUAACGACGGCCCAAACUAAGUGGAAUUUCAACCCUCCCGCAGCUCCUCACAUGGGGGGAGUGUGGGAGAGGUUAGUUCGAUCAGUAAAGGAUGCGAUGUUCGUUUUCGAGGAUGGUAAGCGACUUACAGAUGAGAUCUUGCAUACAACAAUUGUCGAAGCGGAAGAUGUUAUUAAUUCGCGCCCGUUAGUAUGUGCUUCAUCAGAAAUAUCAAGUGGAGAAAUGCUGACACCUAAUCAUUUUAUUCGGGGUGUCACUCAAAAUGAUUCUAAACUAGCGAUUCCGCCGCCACAUUCUGCCGAGGCUUUGAGAGAUACUUUCAAGCGUUCACAACAGUUGCUGCAAAAUCUAUGGGCUCGAUGGAUUAAGGAAUAUGUUCCUUCAUUGAACCAAAGGACCAAGUGGUUUGGUGAAGCUGUACCGCUCCAGAAAGGAGAUCUCGUCUUUGUAGUUGAUGGUGGCAAGAGAAAGGCUUGGGUUCGUGGAGUAGUUGAAGAGCCGAUUACAUCUAGCGACGGAAGGAUACGACAGGCGUGGGUGCGAACGAACAGUGGCCGAGUGCGACGUGCCACGGCGCAAUUAGCGGUGGUCGAAAUUCAUGAAGGUAAUGCUGAACCGAAAGUAGCUUCCGGACCAGAAUUACGGGUCGGGGGUAUGUUACGAUCAACACCGCUGGGCUCGACGGACGGCCCUGUCGAAAAGAUAAAAUGUCAGCUGAAUGUCACGAACGUCAUGAGAGAGGAAAAGCAGUAA
Molecule: messenger RNA, 5931 nt
Organism: Uranotaenia lowii
Lineage: Eukaryota; Metazoa; Arthropoda; Insecta; Diptera; Culicidae
Exons: 1
Coding region: 1-5931 (1976 amino acids)
Biological process (GO): DNA integration
Molecular function (GO): nucleic acid binding
Source: RefSeq, a predicted model, not a curated record